Coregonus sp. 'balchen' is the source of this 1075-nucleotide messenger RNA. The record is from the annotation of a GenBank genome assembly. Lineage: Eukaryota; Metazoa; Chordata; Actinopteri; Salmoniformes; Salmonidae.
AUGGCAGGCUCUAGUAACAAAUAUACAGUUACAGAGGCGUUAUUAAUUGUAACAGAUGAAAGUUGGACUCCAUGUAUCCCCAUUGACUCUGAAUCGGACGAUGAGGACCUGCUUAGACCGGACGAACCAGACCCCAACGACGAGAACGAAGGUUAUCGUGUCCAGGGCCCUACUCAAGCAUCAGAAGAGUAUGUAAUCCCAUUGUUAUUUAUUACUUCUAAUACUACUAUUACUAAUUUAUUGUAUGAGUACAAAACAUACAUUCUAAAAUAUCUAUUUGAGUAACUGAAGCUCAAUUUAAGUUAGCGCUAUCUUAGCUUAGAGGCCCACAUGCAAGUUUACUUACAAUAGAAUGCUAUGUGUUUUAUUUCUUGCCACUGAAUUAUCACUUUAGUCAACAUUCUCAUAGUUCUAACUAUUUAUUUUAUAUAUCUGACUUUUUGAGUCAGAUUUGUCAAUGAAUGAAUACAAGUGUGUUUUAGUCAUGAUUUUCUUUUCUCUUUUGUCUUGUGUGUACAGUGAAGAUGAUUAUAGGGGUGAUGAGCCACAGCCAGAGCAUCUGCCUCCUCAGCCACAGCUUCCCCUUCCUCAGGCAGAGCCUCCUCUUCCUCAGCCUGGCCGCUUGUCUAGACAAUGCACUUCUGCUCCCCUCCCUCGGCCACGGUCUUCAUCGGACACUGAGUCCCCUGUAAAGAGCCCUCAACCCAAAAGAAAAGGGAAAGCUUUCUCAAAGUCAGCGCAUCCAAGUAAGCGUGGUGGAGGUAGGCCUGCCACUCCAAGAGUCGGGGAGGAAGAAGAGGAAGAAGAAGAUAGGUGGCAUAAUAGAGAAGAGAAUGAUGAACGACCAGACCCAAUCCGGUUUAUGCCCACCAGAGUCCCAGGCCCCACAAUCGACACCACUGCGUCAUGGUCUCCCCUUUCACUCUUUCAACUGUUUUUUAGCACUUCGGUUGUCCGCACAAUAAUUUGCAACACUAAUGCAAAUGCUGCCAAAAGACUGCAGUCCGGACUGAAAUUCGCUUGGAUACCACUAACAAUGAGAGAUGCGGCAAUAUACGAAAGCAAAGCCCACUAA